Messenger RNA from Neopsephotus bourkii (Bourke's parrot), 5016 nucleotides. RefSeq names its product SR-related CTD associated factor 11 (gene SCAF11). The record is from RefSeq and is a predicted model, not a curated record. Lineage: Eukaryota; Metazoa; Chordata; Aves; Psittaciformes; Psittacidae. Gene Ontology annotation, biological process: spliceosomal complex assembly. Gene Ontology annotation, molecular function: RNA binding. Bases 243 to 4397 code for a protein of 1384 amino acids. The transcript has 15 exons.
GAGCAGGAGUUAGCGGAGACUUCGCAGUUGUGGAGGAAGUUGCACGGAGAAGCUGUGCUUAAAGCCCCGCUCAGCUGUUGUGGUAUCGCGACUGACUUACAGCAGUCAAGUUGCACAGAGUAACACUGGAGCCUGGAUGCGGUGCGGUUAUCAAGCCAGUGAGGCUCCAGCCCUGCUUGUGGUUUAGAGUACAUUGUGUCCUAGUUAUCUCUUUUUUCCCUUUGACUACAUUGUGAAAGAAGAUGAAGAACAGAAAGCAAUGUAUUCAAGAUACUGAGGGUCAGAAUCAUGAAGGCAUGGAAGGUGAAGAAAAUGAAGAAAGCUAUUCCUGUUCUACUUUAUUAUAUGAUGGUGACACAUGCCCCAUCUGUCUGAACUGCCUUCUAGAACAAGAGAUUGGUUUUCCUGAGAACUGCAGUCAUACCUUCUGCAUGACUUGUAUUCUUAAAUGGGCUGAGACACAGGCUUCAUGUCCUGUUGAUCGCAGACCGUUUCAGGCAGUAUGCAGGCUCGGUGCAUUAGAAGAGCAGAUAAAGGUUCAGGUUAAAAAGCAACUAAGGAGGAAGGAAGAAGACAAACACUGUGCCUGCAAUAAGGGAAAAUAUAGCCAUGCUAAGAGAAGAAACUUUGUGAGAAGAGCUAUAUGUCGAGACAGAGAGCACUUAGCAGCAAGAUUAAGCAAAGUUGUGAAGAAAAAAUACAGUAAUAUUUUGUAUGACAAACGAAACAAGAAAGCUUUGUCAGUGAAGAUAAACAAGCCCAGAAGACAGACCUGCUGGAAUGAGUGCUUCAGAACUAAUUUCUUCAGCACACUUCCAGCUGGUGGUAGCAAUGAAGAAUCCUCUUUUAGCUGUAGAAAUGGCUGUACAGAAUUCACAGAAGUUGAUGCAGCAAUCAGACAGAAGAGGCAAGCGCUAGAGUUGUCCUGUUCGUCUGCAAUUGCUAGAGUUGAAAGAAUUCCUUUAAUGUCUUACGGAGCUGAAGCUGAGACCUUUCUUCUCACUUCUACUACAGUGGCAGGGACAAUUCUUCCAACAAAUGUCAGGCCUUUGGAAAACUUUGAAUCCUUAGGUAAAGGAUAUGCUGUUGCAUGUACCCAAGAUGGUGAAGAGAAAAAGCAAGCUUCUGGUUCAUCUGGUGCUAGAGGAACUAGAAGGAAAUCAGUUACUACUACUCCGAGAAGAAGGUCUGCCCGAAACAGCAAAAAUGAGACUCUGGGUCCAUCUCGGAGCUCGCCUCGGUCAAGCAGUUCUGCGUGCAGUGCCCCUGAUGGCACCAACCCAUCUCUGAAUAAAUCCCUUUCAGAACCAGAGAAGGCUCCUCCAAAACGGAAGUCUAAACGAAUAGUUAAACAACAAACACCAGUGGCUAAAAAGAAACUGAGAAGGUCUGCACGUUCUGAAAAGUCACCCAGUGAUUCAGUGGAAGAUGAUGAUGUCGCUGAGCCUGAAGCAGUUGUGACAUUAGAUAAAGACCAGCAGUCAGAUAAUGAAAGCACAAGCCUUCCACAGAAGGAUAACACAGAAAUAGAAUCUGCUAAUGGAUUGGAAAGCUGUAGUGAACAUGCAGAAACUGAGGAAAGUACAGGAGAGUGUCACAAAGAUGAGGAUACUUCAGGCAGUGUGGAUGCAAGUAGUUCUAAUGUGCAAGAACCUCCAGUGCUAACUUCAGGAGGAGAAAAUCAGGAAAUCAAAGUAGAAGGUGUUACUGAAAAAAAUGCGGAUCUUAAGGAUCAGGAGAUCUGUGAAGAUACUCUUGAACAAAUGGAAACAGUAGCCAGUCCCAAAGAUGACGUGUGUGAUCGUGCAGCUGUUGAAGAAGUAGAUCAGACAUUGUCUACUCCUCAGAAUGAGCUAGUUGAGAAUAUAGAAACCGUGGCAGAAGUAGCUCAACCCAUAGCUAGUCCAGAAAACAAACUGUUGGAAUGUCCAGAACCUUUGGGAAAAGUUCAGCCAUUAGAGAGCCCCAGAAGCGAAAUGCCCGAAUACCCAGAAGCCAUAGAAAUAGAUGAUUCAAAGGCUGAAGAAAAGACAGUAGUAGAUUGUACAAGUACAGAUACUGAAAACUUAGAAACUCUUCAAGAUGAAGAACCAGAUGCAUUAGCACACAAUGUUUCUGUGGACAGUACAUCAGAACAGUGCUUAAAAGAGAGCUGUGUGCCAGAAAGUGAAGAAGGUAGAACUUCAGAGACACCCCAGGUAAAUGUUGAACAUAAACAUUUUGGUGAAGAUAACAAUGAAAUGAUACCGAUGGAUUGUGAUUCAUUUUGCAGUGACCAGAAUGAAGCUCAGGUUGAACAGUUACCACAAGUUGAAAGUACAGAGCAAGACGAAGUAAACUCCUUACAGUGUGGUGUGGAAAACUGUACAUCAGUUUCAGGACUUCCUGAUGAAAAAGAUGAAACUGUUCCUCAAGAGAGAGAGUGCCAGUCUGAACUCAAGAAAGAUAAAAAGGCUCGAACUAGAAGAUCUAGGUUUCACUCUCCAUCAACAACUUGGUCUCCUUCUAUGAGAGAGGGCAGGAAAUCUCAGUCACCAUCCCCUAAAAGGGAGGUGACCAGAGACAGGAGCUCGCGAUCACCCAAGAAGGAAGCUGGGAGGGAGGGAAGGAGAUCCUUAUCUCAUUCUCCAAAGAGAGAGACACUCAAAGAUGAGAAAAAAACAUCAUCUCGAUCUCCCAAAAGGGAAACUAUCAGGGAAAGCAGGAGAUCAUCUUCUCGGUCAAGAGCCAAGGAUUCGUCUCCAAGGCAAAAAUCUAGAUCUCGAAGCAGUGAUAGAGACAGUCAGAGAAGAGAUCGUGACAGAGAAAGAAGAAAUAGGAGGUGGUCUAGGUCACGGUCACGAUCUCGGUCAAGGUCCAGAUCUAGGACGAGAAAUAAAGGCUCUUCAUUCUCUAGAAACGAGAGGGACAGUCAUUCACCUCGAUGGAAGGAGAGAUGGACAAAUGACAGCUGGAGGAGUCCCAGAGGAAAUGAUCGAUACAGAAGAAGCGAUCAAGAGAAACAGAAUGAAAGUCUUAAAAAAGAGAAGGACAGUACAGAAAAAAACAAUGAUGAUCAGUGUUCUUCAGACAAUAGGAGGAAUGAUUGUCCAGACUGGGUAAUGGAAAGGAUAAACUCAGUUCCUGAAGUCAGGAACAGAGAGAGAGAGAAGCCACAUUGGGAAGAUAGCAGGCAUGACAAUUCAGGGCACUCUUGGAAUAAAAACUAUGCUUCAGGUUGGAUUCAGAAUCGAGGGAGGGGUCAUCGUGGCCGCGGUGGGCGUGGAAGAGGUGGUUUCAUGUAUGGAGACCAGAGUGAAAAUCACUGGCAAAAUAGGAAACCUGUCUCAGGGAAUUCAAAUGGUUCUGGCAAUGAAACCUCAAGGUUCUCAGAGCAUCAGCCCUACAAGCGUAAGAAUGAACAAGAUUACUCUUUCGAUACACCUGCUGACAGAUCUGGGUGGACAUCUGCGUCCAGCUGGGCUGUAAGAAAGACUUUACCUGCUGAUGUGCAGAAUUACUAUUCAAGAAGGGGACGCAACUCAUCAAGCCCACAGUCUGGAUGGGGAGUGAGGCAAGAAGAGGAGGUGUCUGAACAAGAUCCAAACCUCAAAGACCAAGGCAACCAGCAGAGUGAUGGUUCUCAGUUACCAAUGAAUAUGAUGCAGCAACAAAUGAAUGUAAUGCCACAAGUGAAUGCACAGCACCAGCCUAUGAAUAUGUUCCCGUAUCCAGUGGGUGUGCAUCCUCCUCCCAUGAUGAAUAUGCAAGGAAACCCUUUCAGCAUCCCCCCUCCAAUGCCCAUGCAUCAUCUCCCUACCGGAGUGCCUCUCAUACAGGUAGCUGCUCCCACAAAUUUGUCUCAGGGAUUACCUCCGCCUCCACCUCCACCCCCACCAUCUCAACAAGUCAACUACAUUGCUUCACAGCAAGAUGGAAAACAAUUGCAGGGUAUUCCAAAUGCUGCUCAUGUAAGUAAUAACAUGAGUGCUCCAGCCUUGCCUGCUCCAACAGCAGUCCUGGGAAACACGGGAACAGUUCAGGGACCAAGCUCGGGUAAUGCCACAUCGUCAAGUCACAUCAAGAGCGUUAAUGCAGCAGUGAAAGUGGGAGAGAACAAAGCAAGUGUGACAGUGGAAGCCAGUGCAGAUAGCUCGAAGAAGGACCAGAAAUUGUUAAUUCAAGAAAAAGCGGCACAAGAGGUCAAACUGGCUAUUAAACCCUUCUACCAAAAUAAGGACAUCACUAAGGAGGAAUAUAAAGAAAUAGUGCGGAAAGCUGUAGAUAAAGUUUGCCAUAGCAAGAGCGGAGAAGUUAAUUCUGCCAAAGUGGCAAACCUGGUGAAAGCCUAUGUAGACAAAUACAAACAUUCACGGAAGAAGAACCCCGAAGAGGCCAUCUCCUGCGAGAGGAAAUAGAACGUGCUUUCAGUUGUUAAUGUUCUUCUAUCUGCAAAGUGCAAUUGCAACAUGAACCGUUAACUGAAACUUGUACAUGACACUGAUUUGAACCUGGGUUUGAUAAAGUUAUUUUUCAAUGUAGUAUAUAAUGUUUUGUUCUAAAGAAAUAGAGACCUGCAGGGCAACUUCUUUAUUCCUUUUUAAAAGCAGAUGUCUAAAAAAGAAAUGAAAUGUGUAAAGAAGAAUCAUUAGGGAUGUAUGAUUGUGUGGAUACUUAGAUGUACAGCAUUUUGACUUGAAUAACAGAGUGCGUUAAACUAGAAUCUUCGGAGCACGUUGCUUUUGGAACAGGUAUGUACAGUCCAUGGAAUGGGUCAGAUUUAAAAUGAGUUUUUUUCUUUUUGAUUUCUCCCUAAUUAUAGCAAAUAUAAUGUAUUGCCUUGACAGAGAUUUCUAGCGUUAACUGGACGGGCUGAAUGCAGGGGUCACAAUGUGUAUAUAAAAAGCACAUGGAGUUGGCUGAACAGAACUGUUUAGAUUUUUAAAGAGGAAAAACCAUGAAGAGUGAAGGGCAGUGCCCAGGGCCAUGGGUGCUGCACAUCUGUUGUAACACCAAAUAAAAACGAUGCUGCUCGGU